CAGUUGUUGUUGUAGUGUAAACAAAAGUCAGAGAAAUUUGAAUGCAAUGCAAAGGCAAUCUAAUCCUGAAGCUAAAGCAAAUUCGUCUGAUUAUUGUAGAAAUGCCUGAAAAUGGUGCAGCCAAAGAUAAGAUCCAAAAGCUUCAGCAACUUCUUCGGGCAAGAGAAGAAAGAAUCAUAGCCCUUGAAACAGAAAAUGCCAUGCUAUACUUGAAGCUUGCUCAGUGUCAAGGAAAUGUGCGCUCUACUAGAAAAGAAACCACACAUAUUCGCAGGCUGUAUGAUGAUAAUGAGAAAUUCAGAAACAAUGUCAGUGGUGAAAUCAAAAGCUGUUACUCAAAAGUGCAGGACUUGAAGUUAGAUGUAACUCAUAUAAAGAUUGAUGCUGAGGACAUACAAGAAAAGUUCAAACAGGAAAUAAAGAUGAUUGAACAACAGGCAAUGCAGCAUGUUGGAUUCUUGCGAUCUGUGGAUUCUAAGAGACAUAUGGACUCUGAAGAGCUUCAAAGUAAGCUGAUGGAAGCUGAGCUGGCUCUGGAUGAGGCACAGAGACUGGCCAACAGCGAAAGAAACAGAAGGAAGACACUGCAUAAUACACUAAUGGAGCUCCGAGGAAACAUAAGAGUCCACUGUCGUGUUCGACCGAUGCUUUGCGACCUAGAUUCAGGAGGGGAGCCCGAUCUUCUUGGUUUGCCUGGCACAUUGUCGGAAGAAGUAGUGAUGGCACAGGACGACGAGAAUGUUUCCGUGACAGCAGCCAAAGCCAAGUCAUUCGAGUUUGAGAGAGUUUAUAGCCCAGCAGACAAUCAGGAUCAGGUUUUCGAAGACGUUGCACCGCUGCUUACAUCAUUGCUUGAUGGGUAUAAUGUCUGCAUAAUGGCGUAUGGGCAAACCGGAAGCGGAAAAACCCAUACAAUGCUAAGCAGUCACACAAUGACUUCGGACCUAGACGGAGAGCAGUGUGGACCGGAGGAAGGAGUUAUUCCACGAUCAGCAAAAGAAAUUUUUAGGUUGGUUAAAGAGCGUGAAAAUGCAAACGAAUGGUACUCUCUGGAAAUUUCUGUUUGUGAAAUUUACUUAGGACACAUAAAGGAUUUGCUGGCACCUCCUGACAAGAGAGACGUCAAUCACACUGUUUUCAUGGCGAGCGAUGGAUCUCAAGACAUACCGUCAUUGGUGACCAAGACUGUGACGUCAUUUCAGGAAGUUAUGACGUACGUGCACUAUGGACUAAGGAGAAGACACGAAGAUGCUACGAAAGUUCACGCGCAUUCAAGUCGUUCUCACCUUAUUGUUCAGCUGAAUCUCUAUCAUACCAAACAAUCUUCCCAGGUGCGAGUGACGUCACCAGAAGGUCCCCCACCUUCUCCGCCACCAACGCCAACAUCAACACAAACAAGGCGCCUUUUGCCACAAGUCUCUGUUGAUGGGCCUAGGAGAAGGUCAAAAUCGCCGGCAUCCACUCGGUCUUCGGGCAGAACGCUGCAUUCCACGGGCAGUCGCUCCCGAUCACCCUCUCCCCAGUCAAGCACGUCAUCUAGCGACAUGAGCCUGAAGUCAAGCGUGACUAGUUUGACGGUUAAAACGAAAUUGCAGCUUGUUGAUCUUGCUGGCAGCGAGUGUGUCGGUAUGUCUGGGGUAACAGGUGCUGCACUAAGAGAAACAUCGGAAAUAAACAAAAGUUUGAGUGCAUUGGCAGAUGUAUUACAGGCCCUGGCAGAGCACCGAUCCCACGUGCCCUACAGAAAUACAAAGCUCACUCAUUUAUUGCAAGAUACUAUCGGUGGCGAUGCGAAACUCCUUGUAAUGCUGUGUGUCUCGCCAGUCAAGCGAUACCUGACUGAGACCCUGCAGUGCCUUGGCUUUGGAUCAAGGGCGCGGCAAGUAGCACGCGGGCAGACAAAGAAACGGCGGCCAACUGCCCCGGCUCCUCUUGGACCAACAGAUUUGACAGCAAUGAAAUCAAAACUUGGUGGCAGCAUAGGAAACCUUUCGCCAAGGCGCCCAAUGUCAGCUUUGAGAUGAUCUUCCAAUGGAACAUAUUCAAGUGGCUGUUCAACGAUAUCUUCUGAUGAUGAUAUUGCCAAAACUUUUCCUAACAUAAAACUUUUUCUUCAACGAAAGUUACAAUUCAUCUCAGAAAUCAACCAAAAUUUCAACUGUUUUGUGGCAGAAUAUAUCCCAAAUUCCUCCAUGCAAAAACUUCCAUUUUGAAAUUUUUAACGCUUUUCAUUUCACUUUCACGAACUUGAUAGUUUUAUUGAAAACGGUUAACUUCAUUUAGGAUUUUUAUCAUUUUGUAUAGGAUUUUUUAUCAUAUAGGCUUUUGGAUCCAGCCUUCCAAGGUGACAAAUAAUUUAACGUUGGCUUUGAUAGAUUUGGUUAUAUUGUACUUAGUUUUUGAGUUAUCAGUUUAGACAUUUCGUUACUUCUUUGGAAUGUAUUUAUUUUGUAUCAAAGUUUCUUUUUCUUUAUCAUAUAUAACAUCGUUAAAAAGAGUUAAGUAUGUUGAAAUUUUAUAUUAUGUGAUUUUAAAAUCCUUAUAUGAUAGUAAUUAUUGAGAGCUUUUAAUGUAGAAUAAUAUGAAAUAUAUAUUAAUUGAUUAAAAGAUAAAGAGAGGAUUUUUAAGUUGAUUUUGCUUAGUUCUGAAAUCAUCGUAAAUUGUGUGACGAGUAUACGAGGAUUUACAGAUUCUAUACGAGGCUCCCUCUGCAGUAAUUAA
Messenger RNA from Rhopilema esculentum, 2721 nucleotides. Its product is annotated as kinesin-like protein KIF25. Gene Ontology annotation, biological process: microtubule-based movement. Gene Ontology annotation, cellular component: microtubule cytoskeleton. NCBI's taxonomy places the organism in Eukaryota, Metazoa, Cnidaria, Scyphozoa, Rhizostomeae, Rhizostomatidae. Gene Ontology annotation, molecular function: ATP binding; microtubule motor activity; microtubule binding. The record is from RefSeq and is a predicted model, not a curated record.